Messenger RNA from Tribolium madens (black flour beetle), 1434 nucleotides. RefSeq names its product G2/mitotic-specific cyclin-B2. Gene Ontology annotation, molecular function: cyclin-dependent protein serine/threonine kinase regulator activity. The record is from RefSeq and is a predicted model, not a curated record. Gene Ontology annotation, biological process: mitotic cell cycle phase transition; regulation of cyclin-dependent protein serine/threonine kinase activity. The coding region runs from base 137 to 1330 and encodes 397 amino acids. Gene Ontology annotation, cellular component: cyclin-dependent protein kinase holoenzyme complex; cytoplasm; nucleus. The transcript is spliced from 2 exons. Lineage: Eukaryota; Metazoa; Arthropoda; Insecta; Coleoptera; Tenebrionidae.
UUCGUUUGUCGACUACUUGACAUGACACAUCGCUGUUGGAGCUUGCAUUUGCACGAAAAAUCUUUUUAAAAGUGAAAACGAAGACGUUAAGUUUAUUCUCUUGUACAGUGUUUUAUUAUUUUAUUAUUUACACAAGAUGGCCCACCGUAGUGUCGUGAGUACUGCCAAAAUCGGUGAAAAUGAAAUGGUCGCAAGGCCUACUAAAAUACACUUACUCAAACCUAGUGGACCGAGCCGGCGCCCUGCAUUAAACAGUAUCGACAAUCUGCUUGACAAUCCCGAGAAACCCUUUUUGAGAAGGACAGAAGUAGCGAAACCACUUAGAGCUGAUCUUAAACUUAAGACUGAAGCCAUUCCACAUGAAUUUAAGUCUAAGUCGACGAAACAAUUGAACAAGGUGACGGAAGAAAACAUCUCCAACAGCAAUAAGACUGAAGCAUUACCACAGGAUGUCAAAUCCUACUCUUCUAAACAACUGGAUACUGUGACCGAGGAAGAUCUCUCCAACAGCAAUGAUCCUCAGAUGGUAGCAGAGUACAUAUUGGAUAUUUAUCAGUACUUGCAAGAAUGCGAACUGAAAUAUCCCAUAAGACAACAUUAUCUCGCGGGUCAUAAAUCGACGCCUCGAAUGCGCACAAUACUAGUCAACUGGUUGGUUCAAGUCCAGCAGAACUUCGGUCUGUGUCUCGAAACCCUCCACAUGUGCGUGUCGAUAACAGACAGAUAUCUGCAACACAACCUGACGGUGGAUCGCAACAACUUGCAGUUGGUGGGCACCACCGCGCUUUUCGUCGCGUGCAAAUAUGAAGAGAUGUAUUUUCCCGAACUUUCAGACUUUGAAUUUAUCUGUGAUAAUUCGUUCACGAAGAGUCAGAUUUUGCGGAUGGAAAUGAGCAUUCUGUCGUCGCUGCAAUUUGAAUUGGGCAAACCUCUGUCAAUUCACUUCUUAAGGAGGCACAGUAAAGUCGCGCAAGUUCGCAUCGAACACCAUAACCUUUCUAAGUACUUGCUUGAGUUAGCGCUACUCGAUUAUGAUAUGUGUCACAUCAGACCGUCAGUCCAAGCUGCCGCUGCUACUUGUUUGGCUUUGAGUAUUUUAAACAACGUUUCAUGCCCUUCGAAAGUCUGGACGGAGAGACUUGUCCAGUGCACCACUUAUAAGUACACAGACAUUAAACAAGUUGUGGGACAAUUCGCCAGUUUGCUUCUUGCUGCCGAUAUUUCCAAACAUAAAUCGGUUUAUCAAAAAUAUUCGGUGUCAAAAUUCAGCAAGAUCAGUACUCAUCCUAAGCUGAAAGGGACUCUUGUUAAGAGGUUGGCGAAAGUCUGAUUUUACUUAUACAGUAUUUUUAAAUGUUUUUUAUUAGGUAUGUAUUAUGAAGAUAUUUUCGUUUUGUAAACAAAAUAAAAUAAAAAUAUAUAAUCAGCUAAUAA